AUGGGAGACUUCAACGAUAUAUUGCGACAAAGUGAGAAGGUUGGCAAUCACCCGCAACCAAGAUGGCUUAUUCAAGGCUUUAGGGAAGCAGUUGAAAGUAGCGGCCUCAAGAAUUUCAACUUCAAUGGAUAUCAAUUUACUUGGGAAAGGGGGAGAGGAAGCCCUAACUGGGUUAUGGAGAAGCUGGACCAAAUCUUGGUUAACGAUGCGUGGCUGGACACAUUCAGAGAAGUCAAGGAAGACCAAUGUAGAUCAAUCGUGUAUAUGAGCUGGAAGAAAUCAGUUGGGCAUAAUAUUUGUUCCAGAUUUGAGGUAUGUAGUGUGGCAAUAACAAAAUGGGGAAAGAACAACCAAGGGAAUUUUCAACAAAAAAUUGAUAUUGCUAGAAUGCGAAUGGAAGCUCUUAGACGAAGAACUAAUCAGUUUGGGCUAUCCGAAUUCUCGAAUACCCAUGGGGAUUUUAUUCACUUAUUGGAGUAG
Molecule: messenger RNA, 480 nt
Organism: Ipomoea triloba (trilobed morning glory)
Lineage: Eukaryota; Viridiplantae; Streptophyta; Magnoliopsida; Solanales; Convolvulaceae
Exons: 2
Coding region: 1-480 (159 amino acids)
Source: RefSeq, a predicted model, not a curated record